AAAGUGCACGGGAAUGAAAAUGAAGUACACCCAGAGUGUGUUCGUAAAAUCAUUCUGGAGUGCCAGAUCGCGCUCAAAGUGCGCUCUGGGCGUUCGUAAAUCCAGAGCGUUGUCAGAUUGUCCAUUAGUAAAUCCAGAGCGUAGUCAGAUUGUCCAUUCGUAAAUUCGGAGCGUUCAGAGGGCACACAGGUUGAGGAGUAGGGUUGAUCCGAGCGUUCUGGCCUCCCAACGGCAGUCAAGCACCCAAGCUAACGUUGGCUAGCUUGCUAGCUACUCCAAGACACAAACGAGAGAAUACUUCACUCUCACCAUUUUACUCUCCCUUGCAGAAGUGGUUUAGGCUGUUUCAUGUUAUCCAUUCCCGGUGACUGUAACUGUGCUGCUGACAACAAUUUAAUAACGUUUUUUUUGCCGAAGUUUACCGACACCGGACGUAUUCAACGGGUGUUGAGCGUUCUAAAUUCAGCAUUUAUUCUACGCUCUGACACACUCAGACGAGAUUUCUCAGAAAGCGGAGUAGAUGGCCAGAGUGAAUUUACGAACGCACCCACAGUAGCCAAUACCACUUGGUACUCUGUUUUUGGAACACCCAAUCGGCUAGCGUCAACAACUGACAAGAAACCAAUCGUUGAAUGACUUUAUAAUCUAUGGGCGGGAACACGCCAUGUUUUUCAGGAAGUUGAACCCUCGCUGUGCAGUAAAAACAACAAUAUACGAAACGUCUAAUUUCAAUAACGUUUAACCUAUUUUUCAUAUUAAUGCGUUGUAAAGGCAAGUCUGAACUUCAUCCAACUUUUGUGUGCAUUUUCUCACGUUGUGUUUCCAGGUAGAUGUAAUUUGCUAAAAGCUCACAAGUUAGCUGUAGCAGCAAACGUUAGCCACCAUAACGAGUCCGUCAAGUCAGUGGUGUCCCAUGCGUGGAGCCCUGUGUUACUGAUAGGGUGUUAUUUGUGUCUACACAACUUCUCGUUUCUUCGGUUUGAGAUAGUUGGGUGUAACCGAAAGGUGAUAUAACAUGCAUUCGGUGUGCCUUCUUUAGCUUGUUCAUCAUGAAGAAUAAAACAUACAAACUCGUGGUGCACAAGAAAGGCUUUGGAGGCAGUGAUGAUGAGCUGGUGGUGAACCCCAAGGUGUUCCCUCAAGUUUCCCUUGGGGACAUCAUUGAGAUUGCACACCCCACAGAUGAAUACAGCCCUCUCUUGCUGCAGGUGAAGAGUCUCAAAGAAGACCUCCAGAAAGAGACAAUCAGUGUGGACCAGACGGUGGCGCAAGCCUUCAAACUCCGGGCAUACCAGGAUGUCAUUGUAAACAUUGUGGAUCCAAAGGAUGUAACUCUGGACCUUGUAGAGCUCACGUUCAAAGACCAAUACAUUGGAAGGGGAGACAUGUGGCGCCUGAAGAAGAGUCUGGUGAGCACCUGUGCUUAUGUGACCCAGAAAGUGGAAUUUGCAGGGAUCAGAGCCCAGGCCAGUGAGUUAUGGGUGAAAGGAGAGAAAGUCACCUGUGGCUACAUCAGUGAAGACACCAGGGUGGUGUUCAGGUCGACCUCUGCCAUGGUGUACAUCUUCAUCCAGAUGAGCUGCGAAAUGUGGGACUUUGAUAUCUACGGGGAUCUCUACUUUGAGAAAGCAGUCAGUGGUUUUUUGUCUGAUCUUUUUGCCAAAUGGAAGGAGAGGUAUUGCAGCCAUGAAGUGACAGUGGUGCUUUUCUCACGCACUUUCUACAAUGCUAAAACCUUGGAGGAGUUUCCUGAGAUAUUGAGAGGUUCCAUCAGACAGGACCACGAAGGCCGUUUCUAUGAAGAUUUCUACAGGGUAGUGGCUCAGACUGAGAGACGUGAUGAGUGGACCUCUCUACUGGUCACCAUCAAGAAGCUCUUCAUUCAGUAUCCUGUCUUGGUGCGGCUAAAAGAAGCGGUUGGUUUCCCCUCCGGCCAUAACUCUACUGCUGCUCAGGGGAAUUACCUUGAGGCCAUUAACCUGUCUUUCAACGUCUUUGACAAGCACUACAUAAACCGCAACUUUGACCGCACCGGUCAGAUGUCUGUGGUCAUCACGCCGGGGGUGGGCGUGUUUGAAGUGGACCGACUGCUCAUGAUCCUAACCAAGCAGCGCAUGAUUGACAAUGGUAUCGGUGUAGACUUGGUGUGUAUGGGAGAGCAGCCACUUCAUGCAGUGCCUCUAUUUAAGCUGCACAACAGGACAGUGCCUGGAGACUCACGACUGGGGGAUGACUACAACCUGCCCCACUGGAUCAACCACAGCUUUUACACAUCCAAAAGCCAGAACUCCUGCAGCUGCUUCACUCCUCGCAUCAAGCUGGCAGGACGCAAGCUCCAUGCAGAAAAAUUCAAGAACAACAAAGAGCACACUCUUGGGGCUCCGAAGGACGAGAACAGCCUUCCCAUCCAGGUGGACUACGAUGCCCAUGAUGCACAGGUGUUCAGACUCCCCGGGCCGUCCCGAGCCCAGAGGAGCACCAACUUCAGGGUGGUCCGAGAGAGGGAAGUGAGUGGAAGGAGAAGCUGGGGGUCUGCGGAUGUGAGUGGGGUUCUAGGGGGCGGUGUGUCUCCCCCUGUCCGCUCUUGUGGGCCUGACGAGCAGCGGAGCCUGGCCUCUGAUGACAGCCUGGGCAGGGUGUCCAACAUCCUGCUGAUCCCCCGUCUGCCCCCAGCCCAGUACGGAGAGGUCAGCAGCUCCCUGGGCUACACCAGCACCAGAGAGUUGUUGGAGAAGAUGAUGGAAUCUCAGCGGGACUCCAGUGCUCCGGGGAGGUUCACUGUGGGGAGUGCUGAGUCCACCCUCCAUGUGCGCCCAGGGGGCUACACCCCUCAGAGGGCCCUCAUUAACCCCUUCGCCCCCUCACGCAUGCCCAUGAAGCUCACCUCCAACCGCAGGCGCUGGAUGCACACCUUCCCUGUGGGUCCGUCAGGAGAGGCCAUCCAGAUCCACCACCAGACCAGACAGAACAUGGCUGAACUGCAGGGCAGCGAGCAGAGAGACCCCGCCCACACCUCCGCUGAACUCUUGGAACUGGCCUAUCAUGAAGCCACUGGCAGACGGACAGCCUCAGAGAGACGACAGGCAGGAGAAAAUGGGCUGUACUCCAGCGGAGGGAUGGAGGAGUAUACUCAUGGCAGCCCAGCCAGCAGCAACAGCACUGGAACACCGGUAAACCGUGGCUCCUCGUUGGAGGACUUUUCCUCUGGCAGUCCGGAUCCAACCCUGCUGCUGUCUGCCCCCCCGACAGUGCCCAGCUUCUGUUGCACGGUGGGGGUAGACUGGAAGUCUCUGACCACACCCGCCUGUCUGCCUCUCACCACCGACUACUUCCCUGAAUGGCAGACCCUGCAGAACGACUACACUGAGGGCUGCUACGACCUCCUGCCACACACUGACCUGGAGAGGCGGGAUGAUGAGGCCCCGGUGAUGAGUGCCCCUCAGGUGUUUGAGGAGUUUAUCUGUCAGCGGCUGAUGCAGGGCUACCAGAUCAUCGUCCAACCAAACAAAAGGAAACCCCAGCCCGCUGUGGCCCCGCCCCUCAGCAGUAGUCCACUCUACACCAGAGGGCUGGUCUCUCGGCGCAGGCCAGAAGAGGAGGAGAGUCUGUACUGGCUCAGUAUGGGCCGUACCUUCCAUAAAGUCUGCCUGAAGGAUAAAAUCAUCACUGUUACCCGCUACCUUCCCAAGUACCCGUAUGAGUCGGCCCAGAUCCAGUACACCUACAGUCUGUGCCCCCCUCACUCUGACGCCCACUUCCUGUCCUGUUGGGUGGAGUUUGGUCACGAGAGACUGGAGGAGUACAAGUGGAACUAUCUGGACCAGUACAUCUGCUCUGCUGGCUCUGAGGACUUCAGUUUGAUAGACUCUCUGAAGUUCUGGCGGACCCGCUUCCUGCUGCUGCCGGCCGGGGGAGCUAGACGUGUGGCGGACGGGGAGGGGCACUGGGACGUUUACGGGGAGGGAGUGGGCACGGUGGCGGGCAGAGAGGGCAUGACGGGCACCGGGGACUGGGCCUUGCUGGAUGGCUUCAUCCGCUUCCUGGAGGGACUCAACCGCAUCCGCAGACGCCACCGCUCUGACAGGAUCAUCAGGAAAGGACCAGCGAUGAAGGGUUUGCAGGUGACUGGUCCUCUCUCUGCCUACCCUCCGGAGCCUGUAGCGCCCCCUCUGGGCAAGAAAGGCACCUCCGCUUUAUCAGCUCUCCUGGAGUUGGAGCAGAACCAAAAGACUCUAGAGGAGCAGCAACAACAGGGGAAACCCUCAGCUGCCACCAGUGAGUCUUCCACUGCCACCAUGACCACUACAUAUGUGGACAGCCCUCGCAAGGAUGCUGCCUUCAUUUUGGAUUUUAUACGUAGCCCUCGUUCCUCCUACAUCUAUCACACACAGGUUUCUACAGAUCCUGCUGAAGGAGGAGCCACAGACAAAGGUGGUCAGGUAGGGGCUGGGGUGGUGGCGACCAGUGGGGCUGCAGCCCAGGCAACAGGGGACACAGGACCCAGCUUAGCCACAGAAACCAGUGGACAGUCUGGUACUGGAGCCUUGUGUUUGUCCUCAUCCUCCACCCUGAUGGAAAUACUAGAGGCCAUCAAACACCCCACAACAGGUGUGCAGCUUCUACCUGAGCAGAAGGGCCUGCCGCCUAACUGCUUCAUCAGUGCUGAGAUCGUCCAUUGGCUGGUCAACAACGUAGAGGGUGUGGCCACACAAGGCAUGGCUGUCGACAUCAUGCAGAAGAUGCUGGAUGAGGGCCUGGUUGCCCAUGCAUCGGGGGAUGCCAUGAGGACCUUUGUCUAUGGCUUCUACUUCUACAGGAUAGUGGCAGAGAAAGACAGCGAGCGAGGCCCUACAUCCCAGCUGCCCCCUCCUGUGGCACAGGGCUGGUCAACGGCAGCCCUGGAGGACUUUGCCCUGUUUCAGAGGAAGUGGUUUGAGGUGGCUUUCGUCCUGGAGGAGCGUCGACCUUGUGACCUCCCGGCCUUCCUUCUGCCCUGGCUGCCCAGCCGGCCCGCCUCUUAUGCAAGUAGGCACAGCUCCUUCAGCCGCAGCUUUGGAGGACGCAGCCAGGCCGCAGCACUGCUAGGCAUUGGACCUCAGUACCCAUCCCCCAUACGGGCAACAACAGGGCUGCAUGUGAUUGCUGGUGAUCUAUCUACUCCAGCUUGCAGAGCUUGGGUUGGUGGCACACCUAAACCUCUUCCCAUUCUCAUCCCAACCCCCUCUGCCUCCAGUUGGAGCUUGAAUUGGCAUGUCAGUAUGUAAAGUACAGUACAUAUUACAUCUAAUGGUUGUACUCGUGCCGCUGUUGACUGAUUUGAAAACAACUCCAUCCAAUCAGAUCGCUGAUGGAUGUGAUUUGCAUCUACUUCUUCCAAUUAGAGCAGUAAUUGGUGUGGUAGUUCUCUUUUCCGUCCAAUUAGAGAACUAGUUGGUGUGGUAGUGUUUAGUGCAUGGUGUGGUAGUAGUGGCUGUGUACAGUAGUGCAGUGGUGUGCAGUGCACUGUCCUCUUUGCUUUUUCUCUCUAUACUAUUUAAUGCGUUUCCACUAUAAAAUGUUGUGAGAAUGUUAAUGCAUUUAGGGAUUCUUCACCAAUCCUUCUUUCUCUGUCUCACUGUGAUUUUUCUUACUGUGAUUUGAUGCUGUUUAUGCUGCCACUUUUACAGCAAUUUAGAGGCAAUCUGUAGUUGCUACAUGCAUUUUUGGAUUUAUAAAGUAGGGAAAGGGGGAUAUCUAGUCAGCUGCACAACUGAAUGCAUUUAACUCAACUGCUCUGAAUCAGAGAGGUGCGGGGGGGCAUCCAUAGCUCUGUCUAUUCAUUUGAGAGUGGUUACAUUUCUCCAGGCCCAUCCCUCAGCUUUUUCCAAAGCAGGGUGACCGCUUUGUAAUUGUUUCAACUAAGGAUUGCCCCUUUAAAUUACUGAUGAGUUUGGAAUGGAUUUCUGGUUUAUAUAAACCAGCUUAUUGCCAUGAAAAUGUCUGACACUGGGAGAGAAACACCCCUAACAGUAGGCUAUGCCCCCAUCUGCUCAGAAAACAGAUAUGGUCAUUGUACCCAACAUUGCUGAAAACAUAAAUGCAAAAACUUUUCUCCCAUAAAAUCUGGUUUAUUUGGACACUUUUCUGUGAGAUUAAUAUGAGUUGUGAAUCAUAAUUCAGUACCAUUAAAAUAUAGUAAUUUAUACAUAAACUCAAUGGUUCCUCUCCAGCAAAUCAUGAAACAAUGACACCAAAAUCUAGCUGUAGAAAGAAUUUAUUGUAUGCGUAUGUUUGUCAUGAUGACCAUGUUUGUGUUGUCUCCAGUGAUUAACAGUGUACUGGUAAUUUAAAACCUAUAGGCCUAUUUUUAAUUU
Salmo salar (Atlantic salmon) is the source of this 6353-nucleotide messenger RNA. It is a transcript of the gene depdc5, whose product is annotated as DEP domain containing 5, GATOR1 subcomplex subunit. Gene Ontology annotation, cellular component: GATOR1 complex; lysosomal membrane. Lineage: Eukaryota; Metazoa; Chordata; Actinopteri; Salmoniformes; Salmonidae. Gene Ontology annotation, molecular function: GTPase activator activity. The record is from RefSeq and is a predicted model, not a curated record. Gene Ontology annotation, biological process: intracellular signal transduction; cellular response to amino acid starvation; positive regulation of autophagy.